Molecule: messenger RNA, 951 nt
Organism: Clarias gariepinus (North African catfish)
Lineage: Eukaryota; Metazoa; Chordata; Actinopteri; Siluriformes; Clariidae
Product: olfactory receptor 6N2-like
Exons: 1
Coding region: 7-951 (314 amino acids)
Biological process (GO): G protein-coupled receptor signaling pathway
Cellular component (GO): membrane
Molecular function (GO): G protein-coupled receptor activity; olfactory receptor activity
Source: RefSeq, a predicted model, not a curated record
CAGUUAAUGGAUUACUCUAUCAACAUUACCUAUUUAACACUAGAGGGACAUGUGGAUUUAGAAAAGUGCAGAUAUCUUUAUUUUACAUUUGCUCUAACUCUGUAUGUAUUAAUUGUUUGUUUUAAUACUGUUAUCAUUGUUGUCAUACAAACAAACAAACGCCUCCAUGAGCCCAUGUACAUUUUCAUUGCUGCUUUGCUUAGUAAUGCUCUCUAUGGAGCGACUGCUGUUUAUCCCAAAUUGCUCACUGAUUUACUGUCUGAAAAACAAAUAGCCUCAUAUGAAGGUUGUUUGUUUCAAGCAUUUCUACUUUACACAUAUGGUUUGGCAGAAUUUACACUGUUAUCAGCUAUGGCCUAUGACAGAUAUGUGUCCAUUUGUAAACCAUUACAUUAUGCAACUCUUAUAAAAAUGUCCACUGUUAGAAAGCUAACAUUUUUAUCAUGGUUUUUGCCAUGCUGUGAAGUUGGUGUUGGUGUUAUUUUAACAUCCAGAUUACAGCUUUGUAAAUAUAAAUUAAACCGAAUAUUCUGUGAUAAUUACUCUAUUGCAAAACUAAGCUGUGGUGAAAUAGCUAUGAAUAAUUUAUGGGGACUUUUAUUUUUUAUCAUUGGUGUAUUUCCUCCAGUGAUCUUUAUAAUCUACUCAUAUAUUAGAAUACUCAUUCUUUGUUCAAGUAAUUCUAAAGAUUUCAGAAAAAAAGCUCUUCAGACCUGUUUACCUCAUCUGCUUAUUUUUAUAAAUUUUUCGGUCAGUGCAUGCUUUGAAAUUAUAAAUAACAGAUUGGAAUCAAAGCAAAUUCCACACACUCUUACCAUAAUAUUUUCAGUUAAUCCUGUAGUUAUCCCCCCUUUAUUCAAUCCCAUAAUAUAUGGAUUAAAAUUGAAGGAGAUUUUUAAUAGUAUUAGGAGAUUGAUUUUUUGGGGAAAAGAAGCAAAAGUUUACAUUUAA